AUGGGGCAUUACGAUCUGCCAUGGCUUGUCCAAAAUGCCGCUACAGCAGUUGUCGCUACUGCCCUGCUAUCGAUUCUCAUAGCAUCGUACUUGUACCUAAGAGGCUCGAACCAGGUUCCCGAUACGGAUAACCCUAGCACACAGCCUGGCGACCACCCCAUACUCAAGAACCAUUCAUCACACAAAGCCUUCAAGACGCCUUUUGCCAACUAUGGCUCGAUACGCACCUUCUACAGGCCACAUGCUCAUAAGGAGAAAUUGGCCGCCAUCGCGGAUCUGCCACUGCUGGUCUUCGUACAUGGACUUGGAGGCUCCUUAGCCCAAUAUGGGCCGCUCCUCAACAGUCUCGUCAACAUUGCACCAUGCUUUGGUAUCGACCUUCCCGGUCAUGGACUCUCUCGCUUUUCUCCGGAGACCCCCGAUGGUUACAGUACCAGCGCGCUCAAAGUCUUGUGGAGGACUGCGAUUCAGGACAUCUGCGAACAGCAUGGCCACAAGAAGGUCGUACUCAUCGGACAUAGUUAUGGGUGCUCUAUUGCUGCUCUUCUAGCUGUCGAUUCGCGCUUCACCGUUGAAGUUGCUGGUAUUAUUGCUAUCUGCCCGAAGGCUGCACCACCGACUCAGCCUGAGACCCUGAAGUAUAAGGUCUUUCUUUCAUUGCCAGACUCGUGGUUGAGUGCAUUCCGCUGGUGGGAUAAGAGAGGAGGAGUUAACAGUACAAGCGUCAACCGGUUUGUGGGCGAGGGAGCCGGAAUCGAUCUACGCAGGCUACAGCUGAGGUACAACGCCGCUUUCAAGACACCAGUCUGGAAGCGCACAGCAAUGGGAGCAUUGCCGGAAUAUGAUGCCAGGGGCCAUGCUAUUGGUGGCAUCCCCGGACAGGAGGCUUGGUCCAAGAUCCGAGUUCCCCUCUUCCUGGUCGCGGGUGAAGCCGACAAGGUCACCAAACCUUCAGAACUGGCCGAAAUCGUAUCGUUCCUCCACAAGCCUGGCAAGUCUCUUCCAGGAUUUACGAAAAGUGACCCAGUACCGACAGCAGCCACGACUCCACCUCCGCCUUCCGACGAGACGACCGGGCUUGCGCCAAACCUUACAACAACGCGGACACUAUCGAGUUCGGUCCUUAAGACUGCAACGUUGCCCUUUCCCGCGGCCCACGCCUUGCUCUACGACCACCGCACAUACCGCACGGUCGCCGGCUUGAUCGAGGACUUCCUCUCGUCCCACGUCUCCCCGCAUCUCUCUCUUGGCUGGCAGCUCCAGCAGCUGACCACAACGGGCAAAUGGGACGUCAAGAACCUCGAGAAGUGGCAGCGGACGCCUGCAGUAUCCGGUCCCAUUGCCAAUAACCUCUUACGCGGACUCAAAACGCUCCGCGAGCAGGAUACUGAACACACCCCAAGCAAGUUUGUUGCCAAGUGGAAAGACACCAUCUACGCCGUCAUCGACAUCUCCCACGACGCGCCGGUAUACUCAACCCGGACGCUCGAAGAGGGUGGCAUCCAAUACCACAAGUUCCCCACCGUCAGCAAGAUCCCGCCCACCCCGACGGAGGUAGCAGAUUUCAUCGCCCUGGUCGACCGGCUGCGCGCCGAGAUGGAAGCCAAAGACAACACUGAGGCAAAGAAGGCCGUUGCGGUGCACUGCCACUACGGCUUCAACCGAACGGGCUUCUUCAUCUGCAGCUAUCUCAUCGAGCGCCGAGGCUACGGCGUUCAGGAGGCCCUCGACGCUUUCAGGGAGGCGAAGCCGCCGGGGAUCCGACAUGAUCACUUCGUCGACGCGCUGUGGGUCAGGCAUACUGUUGGGCUCAAGAGGGCGCCCACGCUGAAGUUGGAUGAUUCCGAGGGCUGA
This is a messenger RNA of Cyphellophora europaea CBS 101466, 1854 nucleotides long. RefSeq lists its product as uncharacterized. Gene Ontology annotation, biological process: 7-methylguanosine mRNA capping; protein dephosphorylation. Lineage: Eukaryota; Fungi; Ascomycota; Eurotiomycetes; Chaetothyriales; Cyphellophoraceae. The transcript has a single exon. The coding region runs from base 1 to 1854 and encodes 617 amino acids. The record is from RefSeq and is a predicted model, not a curated record. Gene Ontology annotation, molecular function: protein tyrosine/serine/threonine phosphatase activity; mRNA guanylyltransferase activity.